CACCCCUCUUCCAUAGCUACCAUGGAGUUGACAAUUCAUGUGUGGCAUGCUUGCAUGUGGCGCACAGGGGGUCUGCACUCUCGUGGACGACCACUCCCCGCCUGGAGGGAAGAAGUGGGACGUGGUGCUGCGGCGCGUACCGCAGUGCUUGGAACGGUUUUUUUGGUGUUCCUCUUGGCGGCCUCGGUGCGGGCGAGAAUGGUGCCAGACAUCCCGCAGUGUGUGGCAGAGAUGGAUGCAGUCACUCAUGUGGUGACUUCACUCGAUGAUGGACCGAUCGAUGUGGUGGCGGCUGACGUGGAUGGUGAUGGCUGGCUCGACCUAGUGUAUGCAGCUCAUAAUGCGCAUAAGAUUGGCUGGUAUCGCUACAAUCAUAUCGUGGGAGGGUUCGAGGGGCAGCAAGUUGUGAGCACGGCAGCGCUUGGUGUGCAGUCUGUAAUUGCGGCUGAUAUUGACGGAGAUAGUGACCUGGACCUGGCGUCGGCAUCGGCCAAUGACAACAAGAUUGCGUGGUACGAGAACAUCAACGGAGCCGGGAGUUUCGGGCCGCAGCAAGUGGUGAGUACUGCAGCGGGCAGGGCGCAGUCCGUGAUUGCUGCUGACAUGGAUGGAGAUGGGGAUCUAGACCUGGCGUCGGCUUCGGCCACUGACAACAAGAUUGCAUGGUACGAGAACAUCGAUGGGGUCGGGACCUUUGGGCCGCAGCAGGUGGUGAGUACGACAGCGAACAGUGCGCGGUCUGUAGUUGCGGCAGACGUGGAUGGAGAUGGCGAUAUGGACCUGGUGUCGGCGUCAUCCUCUGACAACAAGAUUGCAUGGUACGAGAACACCGAUGGGGUCGGCAGCUUUGGGCCGCAACAGGUGGUGAGCAUUGCAGCGAGCGGUGCGCAGUCGGUGAUUGCGGCUGACAUGGAUGGAGAUGGCGAUCUGGACCUGGCGUCGGCGUCGGUAUCUGACAACAAGAUUGCGUGGUACGAGAACAUCGAUGGAGCCGGGCGUUUCGGGCCGCCGAAGGUGGUGAGCACUACCGCAAGCUAUGCGCAGUGUGUAGUUGCGGCUGACAUUGAUGGAGAUGGGGAUCUGGACCUGGCGUCGGCGUCGUACUACGACAACAAGAUUGCGUGGUACGAGAACACCGACGGCGCGGGGACCUUUGGACCGCCGCAAGUGGUGAGCAGUGCAGCGAAAGGUGCGUCGUCUGUGAUUGCCGCUGACAUGGAUAGAGACAGUGACCUGGACCUGGCGUCGGCGUUAUUCUCUGAUCGGGAGAUUGCAUGGUAUGAAAACACCGAUGGGGCCGGGAGUUUCGGGUCGCAGCAGGUGGUGAGCACUACCGCAAGCUAUGCGCGGUGUGUAGUUGCGGCUGACGUGGAUGGAGAUGGCGAUCUGGACCUGGCGUCGGCGUCGGUAUCUGACAACAAGAUUGCGUGGUACGAGAACAUCGAUGGGGUCGGCAGCUUUGGGCCACAGCAAGUGGUGAGCACUGCAGCGCAUGGGGUGCAGUCCGUGAUUGCGACUGACGUGGAUGGAGAUGGCGAUCUGGACCUGGCGUCGGCGUCGGCUUCUGACAACAAGAUUGCGUGGUACGAGAACAUCGACGGAGCCGGGAGUUUCGGGCCGCAGCAAGUGGUGAGCACUACCGCAAGCUAUGCGCGGUGUGUAGUUGCGGCUGACGUGGAUGGAGAUGGCGAUCUGGACCUGGCGUCGGCGUCAUCCUCUGACAACAAGAUUGCGUGGUACGAGAACAUCGACGGAGCCGGGAGCCGUCUGGCCAACCUCGCCGCCAACUCGGACCGCACCCUCAACAUGCUCUCGCACUCGCUCGAGGCCAUCCGCGCCAGAACCCGCGCCACGGCGAUGCCUUCCUCCCACCCGCGCCCGUUGGUCCUCUCUCCGCGGGCUGCUGCUGAUGAUGUGGCGAGAAGGCUGUGGGAAGAAGUCGAUGACGCCUUUCCGCUGCCUGCCUCCCGCACACUGGUAGCAACGUGCGCCGCCAGUGAUGAGAUCGGCGUGUCGACUGCCGAAGAGAGCUUGGACUCGCCGGACGAUCCUGCUGCCAAGCUCGACUUCCACGUGGCCCGGCUCCGGGCAGCGGGCGGCGAUCCGAGAAAGUGGAAUGCCGCCAUCGAUGCGCUGCAGCUUGACCUCUCGCCGGCGCUGGCGCAACUUGUCGAGACCAACCGGUCGCUGCAGGCCCGGGUCGACUCGGCCUUUUCGCGCUCGCGCUCGCUGGUCUUCGCUGACUCGGACGACGAGGAGCGCAACGAGCGCGACGAGCGCCAGCUCGCACAUCUCCGCAAGCAGGCGGCUGGCCCAGACGACCUCGGCUGGAUUGCUGAGCAGGUCUCCAGUCUCGACGCAGACUUUGCUCUCGUUCUCGCUGCUCUUCCGCCUCCCGAGAGCGGCAGCGAGAGCGAUGACAACAGCUCUUGAGCCACGCACCUGAUGCGUUUACAGGCUAAACCAUGUUGGGUGUGAUGCCCACCCCAG
Molecule: messenger RNA, 2490 nt
Organism: Thecamonas trahens ATCC 50062
Lineage: Eukaryota; Apusomonadida; Apusomonadidae
Exons: 3
Coding region: 22-2433 (803 amino acids)
Source: RefSeq, a predicted model, not a curated record